AUGAGUGUUCCAGUGAGCCCCUUGAGUCCCCUGAGCCCCCUGUCGUCCCCGCGUCACCCCCCCGCCCCCGAUCUGUCCUGCCUGCAGGCCUACAGCGAGUGGCUGGCCUCUCGCCACAGCGCCAGCCUCCUGCCCAUGAAGGAGGACCUGGCCCUCUGGCUCAACCGCACGCUGGGUGUUGCCGUGACGGCGGAUGAUUUGAUGGACAGGCUGGAGACGGGCGUUCUGCUGUGUCAGCUGGCCGAGGAGCUACAGGAGAGGAUGAUCCUGGGCAGCAACGGGAAGCCCUUUCUCCGGCGGGUCAUUCACUGGCGUGAUGGUGCUGCACCCGGCUCCUUCUUCGCUCGAGACAACACCGCCAACUUCCUGCACUGGUGCCGCAAGAUCGGAGUGGAGGAACCCUACCUGUUUGAGUCAGAGGACCUGGUUCUGAAGAGGCAGCCCAAGGAAAUCUGUCUGUGUCUGCUGCAGGUGGGCAGGAUUGCCUCCAGAUACGGCGUGGAGCCUCCGGGCCUGGUGAAGCUGGAGAGGGAGUUCGAGAGGGAGGAGGCCCGCUCCCGCCCCCACCCGCGCCCCCCACCACAGACACACACCCGCAAGACCCCCACCAAGAAGAGCACUGAAAACAUGCUGGAUGAUCUGGUCAAGCAGAUCACGGAAGACCCGCCUUGCAGCUGUUCCACCCGGUUCUGUGUGGAGAAACAGCCCAAGGGCCGGUACCGGGUUGGGGACAAGGUUCUAUACGUGCGGAUGCUGAAUGAUAAACAUGUUGAAUGGACAAACAUGCUUAUGGUGCGUGUGGGGGGAGGCUGGGAGACGUUUGCGUGUUACCUGCAGAAGCAGGGACCAACGGCAGUAGCCGCGGUAACUGCAGUAGCCGUGGUAACUGCAGUAGCCGCGGUAACGGCAGAGGCAAAGCAGCAGCAGCAGCAGCAGCAGCAAGUCCCUCGUAUCAAAGAGAUCUCGCCAGACAGCUACCUGGUGGUUGGCACCAACUCCGCCCGCCUCAAGAAGUAA
Molecule: messenger RNA, 1017 nt
Organism: Clupea harengus (Atlantic herring)
Lineage: Eukaryota; Metazoa; Chordata; Actinopteri; Clupeiformes; Clupeidae
Gene: gas2b
Product: growth arrest-specific protein 2-like
Exons: 10
Coding region: 1-1017 (338 amino acids)
Biological process (GO): actin crosslink formation
Cellular component (GO): actin filament
Molecular function (GO): microtubule binding; cytoskeletal adaptor activity; actin filament binding
Source: RefSeq, a predicted model, not a curated record